AAUCAACUACAUCGGCCUUUGCAUGCUGCGGGAUACUACCUUAACCCUCAAUUUCAUUACAGUCCUAAUUUUAAAGCUGACUUUGAAGUGAAAAGAGGAAUAUAUGAUUGUCUACAAAGGAUGGUUGAAAGUAUGGAAGAAGUAAAGAAGAUUGAUGCUCAACUGGAAGACUUCAAAUAUCGAAAGAAAUUCUUUGGUAGUGCAGUAGCCACUUAUGGAAUUGAAACCAAAACUCCAGCACAAUGGUGGGAAUCAUAUGGUUAUGAACAUCCUGAGUUGCAAAAGUUUGCUAUUCGUGUUUUGAGCUUGACAUGCAGCUCAUCUGGCUGUGAGAGGAAUUGGAGUGCAUUUGAGAUGGUCCACACUAAGAGAAGAAAUCGUUUGAAGGCAAAAACGAUGAAUGACGUAGUCUUUGUGAUGGCUAAUUCAAAAUUAGCCAAGAAGAAGGAAUUGAGGAAAGUCAAUGACUAUAGCAUUGAUGACCUAGCUUCUGAUGAUGAUUGGAUUGUGGAUGAUAGUGAAAAUUUAGAUUUGGAUGCUUCAAAUGAAGAUUUGGUUCCAGUUGAAGAAGGACCUAGUAGUGGAGCACCUCAUGAUGAUUUGGAGCUGCCUAGUUAUGAUGAUGAUGAAGUUGAAGAAGGUGGAGAUGCCAUGGAGGAUGCUGGAGAUGAAGAACACAUGGAGGAUGAUUAUGAAUUCAUGAAUUUAUGAAGCUUAGAACUUGACUAUUAUUUUUCAUGUUGUAGACUUAUAUGUUAUCUAAAAUUUGUGACUUAUGACUUAUUUUAUGUGUGGAUUGUAGAAGACCUUAUAAAUGUUUAGUUUAAUCAAAUGUUUAAUGUGUUUUUGAGGUUAUUAAUCUUAUCUAUGUUAUUUUCUAUGAGUAUAUAUAUGUUUAUAU
Zingiber officinale is the source of this 901-nucleotide messenger RNA. RefSeq lists its product as uncharacterized. The transcript has 2 exons. The record is from RefSeq and is a predicted model, not a curated record. The coding region runs from base 121 to 711 and encodes 196 amino acids. Lineage: Eukaryota; Viridiplantae; Streptophyta; Magnoliopsida; Zingiberales; Zingiberaceae. Gene Ontology annotation, molecular function: protein dimerization activity.